Pocillopora verrucosa is the source of this 3686-nucleotide messenger RNA. RefSeq lists its product as uncharacterized. The record is from RefSeq and is a predicted model, not a curated record. Gene Ontology annotation, molecular function: microtubule binding; ATP binding; microtubule motor activity. NCBI's taxonomy places the organism in Eukaryota, Metazoa, Cnidaria, Anthozoa, Scleractinia, Pocilloporidae. Gene Ontology annotation, cellular component: microtubule cytoskeleton. Gene Ontology annotation, biological process: microtubule-based movement.
GCGACGAUUCGAAAUGAUCAUUCCACCUGGAUUAAUUAUAACUAUAAGGUUUCAGCUCUUGACGCGGUUUUUGACAUUCCAAUGCGGUGUGUCAGCGCUUAUUCUGUGUCAAAAGAAGAAUUGUGGACAAUUGUAGAGUAAAAUAUGGGUAAUGGAGCUCAAUCAAGGCCUGGAAACCCCACGAAUAUACAGCCAGCUAAUGAUUUCAUAAGAUCACAACGAAGUUGUGAUAUGAACGGUUAUGUCGCUAAUGGUGGUGAGACGAAUCACGGCAUAUUUCAACCCUACGAUGGUGUUCAAUCUCAGCAUUUUGCUUCACCUUUCAUUAGAAAUGAACCUUCAUCUUAUCAUUCCGGUCCAUAUGACUCAGCUGAUCAUUUCGAUGACUACGAAGUAGACAUGAGUAUCGAGCGUGCGGUUGCUCCGCAUUCCCGAUCAUGUUCCCAAUCGUAUCGCGGGAUGGACAGACCAGACGGGCCAGUUUAUCGUUCAACUUCAAAAGGAGUUUAUGAACAGUCAAAAAUCGGGAAUAGAAAUCGAUUAGCCGACCAGGCAGGAGGGAUAUCAAAUUCAACUUCUGAUGACAUUGUAUUUGAGGUCUUUCAUUGCCUAAAGACGGGAAAAGAUUACAGUGUGAUAAAUUUGGAAGGUCAAAGGUAUUUCGUCGACUCUUGGAAUUCAGGUAAUGAGUUGCAGCCAUUUCCUGAGGAGUGGUACCAACACGGUUACAUAGAGAGUGACCAAAGACUAGAAACAGGAGAGUAUGGAUAUGAUGACACAGCUCAUGGUGCUGCUAUGCAGUCACAAAGUGCUUGGGUACCAAGAUGGAAAGAUGAUCGCAUGGGGUUGAUGGAACAUCCAUCUAGAGGACUAUUGACUACGUACUUUGAAGAAACUAAGUUGAAUGUACUAAGUGUUUACGACCAACAUUCUGGCACAUGGUUGAAGAUGCCUCUGUCAUGGGAGAUGUAUGUACCAGAUGUAAAAUCGCGGCUGGUGACCAUUCAGGAGACAUUUCCAUAUUGGACCGAUACCUCUGAGAUACUUGCGUUGUUGAGACAGUGUAAUUAUGAUCUUGAUGAGGUCCUUAACACUUACAUGACGCUGUUUGAGGACGCGAAUCCCACUGAAGAGAAGACUCCUUUGAAGCUUGCAAAUAGCUCUGCGAUUAGUAAAGAGCAAGCAGUGGAGAUGGAAGGCUUGACGAAAAGAAUUGGACAGCUAGAGGAGCAACUCCGAGAUAAAGAUUCUCAGUUGCAAGAGUCCCAAAGGAAGAAUUUGGACUUACAAGAAAAGCUUAGAUCAGCAGAAGAACUAGCAAGAAAACUUCAGAUCAAAGGGACAAGUUUACAACGGGAGAUUCAGCAGCUUAAAUCUGCGCAAACACAACCUCAACAACCAGUUGUGGCAACGAUUGCCGUGGCGACUCCUAAAGAGAAGAGGGUUUCUAAGGAUACUUGUCUGAAUAUCAAGUCCUCUAUUAAAUUCUUUUCUGAGAAGUUAGCGGAAUUGCGGAAUUGUUUUUCAAGCGAAAUGGAUGGACUUUAUUCAGUUUUAAAUCAGGCGCAAGGGUCUUUGCGUAAGAUGAAACAACAAAACCAAGGCUCUAGCAAGGAACUGAUAGAACUGCGCGCCUUGUACCAUAAAGAGAUACUCGAAAGAAAACUUUUGUACAAUAAACUCCAAGAACUCCGCGGUAACAUCAGAGUAUUCUGUAGAUGCAGAUUUGAUCCUAAUGCAGAUGAUGUACUUAAUUUCUCCACGGACCAAGACAUAAGUUUGGUAUCAGCAAUGGGACAGAAAAAGUCCUUCAGAUUUGACCGAGUUUUUUUUCCAACCAGUACUCAGGAAGAGGUCUUUCAAGACACUCUUCCUCUUAUUACGUCAUGUGUUGAUGGGUACAAUGUUUGUAUCAUGGCUUACGGUCAAACAGGCUCAGGGAAAACGUACACAAUGAUGGGGACAAACGAAGAUCCCGGAGUAAAUAUCAGAUCGAUUCUGGAACUCCUUCGGGUAUGCGACGAACGAACCACCGUGGACUAUACUAUGUGUGUUUCUAUGGUGGAAGUUUAUAACGAAACAGUGAGGGAUCUGCUCAGUGAGAGUGGAAGCUCACAACAACUGACCAUUCAGAUGAGGAACAAACAACUGGUCAUUACUGAUGUCACUGAAGCUAAUGUCAAGUCUGCUGCAGAUAUCAAAGGCAUCAUGGAAAAGGGUGACUCGAACCGUUCAGUGGGUGCUACCAAAAUGAACACAAACAGCUCCCGCUCCCAUUUGUUACUCCUCUUGAAGCUUCAUGGCACAGAUCGCGUGACAAAUGCCGUCACGCGCGGUACGCUGACCCUUGUAGACCUUGCUGGCUCAGAGAGGAUCUCCAAAACUGAAGCCACAGGACAAAGGCUCGUGGAAGCAGCAGCUAUCAACAAAUCUCUUUCAGCGCUGGGUCAAGUAUUUGCAGCGUUAAGAACGAAUGCAAUGCACGUACCUUACAGAAACUCUAAGUUGACUCAAUUAAUGCAGAGCUCUCUUGGGGGGGACGGUAAGGCGUGUUUGUUUGUUAAUGUUAGCCCGCUCGCCAGUAACCUUAGCGAGACAGCGAGCACGUUACAGUUUGGAUCAGCGGCUAAGCAAGUUGAACUUGGAAAGGCCAAACAGAACAUUACCUAAGCACCAAAGAAAAACUAACCGGAUAAAAUUAAGAGUUUAAAUCAACAAGGACUGAUUGACAUCCAAAUAUCUAUCGAUCCUUGAGUGUUCCUAGACCAGCUUACCGAAGGUUUCAACGACUUCACGAGCCCUGAGCCUUCUGAUAAUAUCUUAAUAUUAGAGUAGGGCAGAUCUUGGCUCAAAAAUCAGUCAGUUCUGUUUUGUUUCCUUUUAUUUACACUUUUCAAAUUUCAAAACUCUUAGGCCGGUUAUUUACACGAGGUCCAACCCAAAACGCGGUUUUACGCAAGCAGUGAGUCUCAGGAAUUUUCUUGAAGAGGGUUAAUUUAAUUUAAUAAAUUUCCUCUACUAUUAGCUUCACAAAGAUAAAUAUUCAGAUAAAAGGUUUGGCUAAACUGAAGAUGGCUUAGAACGUAGUUUUGUUAAACAACGGCUAAACUUUGUUUAAAUAACAAGCCCUUAAUGAACCGAUCUUGAAUUUAAACACAGCAAACAAAAAGCUGAGCCUUUCAGGGUCGGUAACUCCCGCAACUUUCUAGAAACGAGUCCUUGAAGGGGAAUAACUAGCCAAACAGUUUUUAAAGUUAAAAAUUUAUUUUCCUACCGUUAACCCAUUCACUCCCAAGAUCUAAAGAUAAACUCUCGCUACUGUCUGCCUUACAUUUCUUAUGAUUUUAGCAUUGAGAAUUUUUUGUUGAAUCUAAAAAUAUUCUGCAAUGUAUAUAUUUUUGAUCUUAUCACCUCUCUGCUUAAAGACAUAUCGGCAGUGUUGGGGGAAAUUUCUCAUCGGUCACACCCAGGAGUGAAAGGGUUAAUUUGGGAAGCAGGUGUAUUUUUAUUAAAAGCGUUUCGUGUUUUUAUGAUGUAUUAUUCCUUCUAAAAAUUUAUAGCGUGGAUAUUGAUUUUUAUAACAAACAUCGAAAAGAUUUGGAUUCAACAAUAAUUUAUUAUUAUCCGCCGCAAAUAUGACAAGAUAAAAACUAUAUUUUACAACAUAGAAAAUGCCAGCAGGUUGA